Messenger RNA from Myodes glareolus (Bank vole), 3349 nucleotides. The record is from RefSeq and is a predicted model, not a curated record. Lineage: Eukaryota; Metazoa; Chordata; Mammalia; Rodentia; Cricetidae.
CUUGCUGUGGGUGACAGACUCUCAGGAGCUCUGUGUUUACCAGUGGAGGCCAGAGCAGCUUUUGAGGAACUGCUUAGAGCACUAACUGGACAAAGACCCGCUGUGGAGCCACAGAGGGUGGCCAGGUUCAAGGCUGACUUUCUAUCAGGAAACACAUUUCAAGAAAUGGUUUCUCCUAAAACAAGCAAAGCGAGUUCUGUGCAGCAGGUGCACAAAUUGAUUGCUUCUGCAUGCCUGGAGCCCAGAAGGGUGGCCAAAUAAGGAACCAGCACGAGCCACACCCUCCAUGGGUGCAGAAGUUAAACAACAAAGAACUUUGGCUGGAGGCUACCCAACACUGUGCUGGUUUUUAGAUCUGAAGUCUUAUUUUCUUAGGAAAGAAUCUGUGAAGCCAGAAUUACCAAUCCCAAAGCUGGGCAUGGUUGCACAUAUUCCUACAAUCCCAGUCUCAGAAGGCUUGGUUCAGACUCCGUUCAAGAUCAGCCUUGACUACCUAGUGAGUUCCAGGCUGGCCUCAGAAACAAUGAGACCUUGUCUCAUAGGAAAAAUGAAAGAGUUAUCCAUCCUGUUUUUUCCAAUGAAGAACAAAGUCUGAAGUCUGAAAGGCUACAACGUGAGUACGUGCCAAAGCAGGCGGGAACUGAGCUACCUCUGCGAGGGUGCCAAAUAUCCAAGACUCUGUACUUUCAUCUCCAAAGGUGUAACAAGGUACCUGUAACAUCAGGUGCAAUUCCGUUCCAAGCCACAAGAAGAACGAAAGGCCAGGACUUCCCCCAGCACCAGCUUCCAUUCCUGCUUGGGACAAAAGUAAGAUCUUCCCAAGGCUUGAGAACUUCCUGCUACUUCACGUUUCAAAUAGAGCUUGUUCUUAAUCCUCACCCUCAGGCCAGGCCCAGAGUAAACCGGAGGAGUUCCGGAGCUGUCUGUCGGACAGAGAGCUGCCCCGUGGCCUGGUGAGAAGAGCCAUCCGGAUGGAAACCAGACCUGCAAAGAGUCCAGGCAAACAAUUUACAUUUUAUUAUGGAAAUGAAGUCCACAAACAAGAUUACUUCAUUAAGUCGCCACCCCCUCAGCUUUUCUUCUCGGCAACCUCCUGGAAAAAGCGGCUUUUUAUCCUGUCCCAGAAUGGGGAAAGGGGCCUGAGUCUCUCCUAUUAUAAAGACCAUCAACAUCGAGGGUCCAUCGAAAUCGAUCGAAGCACCGUCAUAGAAGUUGGUAUAAAUAGCCAGGAAAAGAUGCAGUCUGUGCAGAAGAUGUUCAAAUGCCACCCGGACGAAGUGAUGUCCAUCAGAACCGUGAACAGGGACUACUUCCUCGUCGGCCAUGACAGGGAGACAAUCAAAGACUGGGUCUCCUUCAUGUCGCCGUAUUGCUGGGGUGUGCACGCAGCUCAUCAGAAUACAGAGCAGGAGAAGCCUUCGCUGGGUGACAGAAGGCCAGUUUCCGACCCCAGUCCUUUCUUUGGUCUCUGCAGUGCACCGGAGAUUGUCGGCCUCGCAUCACCAAGGGCCAGUCUUCCAGACAUGCAUUUAAUACAAAAUAAUCUCCAAGGACUCAGGCAAGAUCAUCAUCAUUAUGAACAUCAUUUAUACUCAAAACCUCCUCAAGACACAGAAGAGAAUUACUAUCAGACUCCCCGAAGCAUCCUUUCAGAAUUGAAGAAUACUGCUGACUCCAAUGAUUCCGAUGACUCCAUUGAAUCCAAUAGUCCAGACCACAUUUUCAAGAAAUCUGAGAGCAAUUACAUGUCAAUGAGAUCCUGUUUCUUCAAACAAUCGCCCCCUGCAUCUGCUGAUGGCGAAGCUGAAACCCAGAGCUCUCUGGAGACUCCGGAGCAGGCAACUUCUCUGCAGGAACUCGGCUCAGGGAGUUGUCUGUAUCUUUCACUAGAUGAUCUGGAAGCACAAACCGCAGAAGACAAAAUGGGGUCCGCCUCCCUAACUGUUGUGAAAUUGUCUAUAUUACUCAACAAUGUCCCCAACGAGAGCCAAGUGGAGACUCUGAAUGUGUUCCUCACCCCUCGAGAUGCCAUCAACUAUCUCGCUCUUGUAGAAGCGGCAGGACGGAUAUGUGUGGCUCAGUGGGAAGGCCCUCCCCGACUAGGGUGCAUAUUCUGCCAUGGAGACCAUAUCUUGGCUGUAAAUGACCUGAAGCCCCAGAACCUGGAGGAGGUUUCCCUGUUUCUUACUCGCUGUGACCAGAAGGAGAAAGUGAAACUCUCCAUUGGCCGGAUCCCACAUUCAGAGAAGUUCCAUGCCCCCUCCUGUGCAUGCCCCUUAAAAAACCAUUUGGCUGAGUCUGUCCAACAGAGUUUGCUGGGGAGGGCACUGAAGAGGAGUCCAGCCAUCAAAAAGACCCAAAAGGAAUCAACUGGAGAGUAAGCUGCCUCAGGCCCAUGGCAGCAGAAGAAGGAUGGAGCCCUGGAUCAUGCAUGAUCGGAGACAAGACAGAAUCCUACUUUGAGUCACUGUACUGUCUUAACAGUGGGGGUCACUAGUCCCUCUGUGGCUGUUGCAUUGAGGUCACAUGGGGUAACAACUAAGGAACAGAGUUAGAAUGGAAGGCCUUAUUAUCUGAGACUUGGCACCAGACAUGGCAGGCAUCGAUUGAGUAAAUCUAUGAUCUAAUUAGUAGUCCUGUGUGCUUUCUGCAGUCACAAUUGCUUCUUUGUUAGGAAUUAGAAUUACUCAUUCCAGGGAGGCAAGAGAUGAAAGUCUGUAGCUGUCCUCCCAGACACUUCCUGUGACUCAGCAGCCCAGGGGCCAUCAGGCCAGGCAGAGUUGCCUGCAUUCUUACCAGACUCAGUAGACCUGCUUUCUUAAAGACGCGGUAACUAUUUUGGAAGCUAAAGAAGUUUGGUGCUGUAUCCAGUCAAGAGCUGCUUGCUCCAAACAUAAACAGGAAACUAUGUUUAUAUGUUCUUAAUUGACUGGUUUAUUACCAAAUUAGUCCUGUGAAGUCAAAGAACCAAAGGCCUUUUAAUCAGGAAAGCAAUAGCCGGCAGCUGAAAUCUGAUCAGCUUGGGGAAUAUCGGUACAGGGGGUGGGCGGUCAGAGGACACAGAUCCGCAGACUGUCCUUUCGCCUGGAAAGUCAAAGGCUUUGAAAGUUCAGUGAUAUUCAGUCUUCAUGACUCCGAGUUCAGUAGCUGUUGAGGGCAGAACCAAGAAUCUAACCCAGCUUUAGAAAGAAGAUUCCCUGACUUCUGCCUUGUAUGUGGGUUUAGAUUAGUAAAGACCUUUGGCACGCAGGAGAGACGUUCAAUGUAUUUCAUUUUCUGUUAUCUAGAUUGUUGCCAGUAUAACAUGUAUAUAUGUGUCUAAAACAUAUUAAAUAAAUAAAUGUCUAUA